Messenger RNA from Pseudomyrmex gracilis, 2642 nucleotides. RefSeq names its product SHC-transforming protein 1 (gene Shc). Bases 596 to 1942 code for a protein of 448 amino acids. Gene Ontology annotation, molecular function: receptor tyrosine kinase binding. The transcript has 11 exons. Lineage: Eukaryota; Metazoa; Arthropoda; Insecta; Hymenoptera; Formicidae. The record is from RefSeq and is a predicted model, not a curated record. Gene Ontology annotation, biological process: cell surface receptor protein tyrosine kinase signaling pathway; intracellular signal transduction. Gene Ontology annotation, cellular component: plasma membrane.
AGUUGCCAAUGUGCACCACCCCACAUUGCGCUGGCUUACAGAGCGGAAAAGCAAAUACACAUUCUCUCAUGGGCCUUGGCCGCUCUCAAUCUUCUCUCUGCUUUAACGCGCUGACGUUUUAACAUCCAACAUCCAACCAUCAAAGGUCAAAGGUACCGAUGGCAGAGUUGCACCGCUGUGUGUAGUGUGUAGUGUAAGCACUCGCAAGACCAUGUGAAAGCUUAUCUGAGAGAACGAGAAACGCCCAAAACUUUAUUACAAAUUUGAUAUUACGUUGACAAAUUAAGAAGUGAUCAAUUCGCUCGUAAAUAAUUCAAUAAUUAUUUAUUAUAUAAUUUCACGUUCAAAUAUCACUAUCGCGCAAGAAUAAAUUGUGCGAUUCGUCAUUGACAGCGUAGAAAUGUCACUACUAUCAAGCGUGUUUUCUGCAGCACGUAUAUACGUAUUACAUUUUGCGAUACUUUUGAUAUUGUGCGCUAAGCAAGAUGAAUCGUUUUAUAAUUUUUUUAUUACAUACAUAUAAUACUAAGUGCGUACGGAAUAUACAUAUAUAUAACCACAAUGUAAAGUUUUAUAUAACACAUUUUGAUCACUGAUGUCACGCUGUAUCAAUGAAACAAUGGCUACUGGUAGUAGUAGUUUUAUAAGUAAACCACCACGAGGAUGGUUACAUCCGGAUCAUCUAGUAAGUACGGAAGGAAUUACUUAUACCGUAAAGUACAUAGGAUGUCUCGAAGUAUAUACAUCUAUGAAAAGCUUAGAUUUUGAAACACGGUCAUGUGUAGCUAAAGAAUGUAUAAAUAGAGUUUGCGAAGCUGCUGGAUUAAAAUCAGCUGAUAAAAAACGCAGGGUCGACAGGAAAGUAUUGAGAGCUAUCGCAGAUAAACCUCGUAUGGAACAUACUACCGCUACUGUUAAUUUAACUAUCAGUAGUUGUAGUUUAUCUCUAACUAAUAUCGAAACUGGACAUAUUAUUGCUAAACAUGAUAUGCCAAGAAUAUCUUUUGCUUCAGGUGGUGAUACGGAAAUAUUGGAUUUUGUUGCCUACGUUGCUAAAAAUAUGCAAGAGUGGCGCGCAUGUUACGUGCUCGAAUGCACAAAUGGUUUAGCGCAGGAUGUUAUUUCUACUAUUGGACAAGCUUUUGAACUUAGAUUUAAAGAGUUUCUUACAAAACCAAGUUCUUUCUUACACCCUGGGUUAAAUGGUGCCAGAGAAAUAGAUAGGGAUUAUUAUAAUGAUUUACCAGGAAAAGUACCACCAGACAUUGGUCCACCACCGGUACCUCCUUUACCCACUAUAGCAUCCACACUGCCUAAUCUCAAGCAUCAUCAAAAUCAUGCCUCAACACGUACUCAAAGAGAGAAAGAAAAUAACGAUUUGUUCUCUCCUGAGACACAACAAUUGGCAGAAACUGGAAACUUGAUUGAUUUAAAUUCUGACGAUGCUAUUUCUUCAUCAACGAAUGUAAAUAUAACAUCUGAGCAUAAUUAUGUGAAUGAUAGUGUUAUAGCUGCCAACAGAGAUAAUCAUCGCGAUCCAACAUCAUUUUUUGAUGUUUUUGAUAUGCAACCGUUUAGUUCCGCUAUAUCGGAUAUGAGUAGAUUGAGUCCCCAUUCGCAAAAACAGCAGUUGGAACAAGAAAUUUGGUUUCACGGAAGCGUCAGCCGAUCCGAAGCAGAAUCUAUGCUUACACGAGAUGGCGACUUCUUGGUCCGAGAAUCGCACGGUUCUCCUGAUCAAUAUGUAUUGACUGGUAUGCAUAAUGGCACCGCAAAGCAUUUACUUCUGAUAGAUCCAGAAGGCGUCGUUCGCACGAAAGAUCGUGUAUUUGAUAGCGUAAGUCACUUAGUGAAUCAUCAUUGCGACAACGUAUUACCUAUCAUAUCGGCUGACAGUGUUCUAGUGUUGCGUCACCCUAUUCCAAGAGACAUAAAUUAUUAAAUUUUGUAACGAGAUGUCAAAUAACAAGAGCGCACAGACUUGGCAGCGAUUUUCUAAAUAGUUAUUUCGCAUAUAUUUUUUAUAUGAGAAUCUUUGACAAGUCUAUGGCUUUUUGAUAUUUUUUAAAUCGAGUUCUUUUUUGAAUAUAUAAGAAAAAAUACACACACAAAUUUUAUUUGUCUUUCCGUUGUGCAACGAAUAGACAAUUUGCGAGGAAAAAUAGUUGCCAGUGAAUCUCUAUAUAAAAAUGUGCCACUCUAACCAAAGCAAAGUAUAGUUUUUAUAUAAAUUAUUAUUUGCCUUUUUUCAAAUUUAUUUACUAUUCGUCUAUUUUAUUAGAGAUAUCGCUAAAUGAAAAGAUUUAUCCUUUUACAUUGUGUGUGUUCUUUAAACAUACUAACGUGUUUAUAUUAUAUACCAACAUAUGUAAACUAUAAUUAUAACGUAUUACAAUUAUCCUCUUUAAAUUUUUUAUUUCAUUAUUUGAAAUAGAAAAUAUAUACACAAAUAGUUUCCAAGCAUCAUUUUUUUUCCAGUACCUUCUCCGUCUUCUUUACUUCGGUACAAUAUAUAAAUUGUAAAGAAAGUGGUCGCAAUAUUUUAGACACGUUUUAGUAUUUCACAGUACACAGCGCGUCAUUGAAUCACGGAAUAGGCGCGGGAUCGGAGGACAAGCGGGGCGCGCGCGGUUGCUCCCCAA